AUGAUGGCUGAUUAUGGUAUGAUUACUGACAAUGGCAGCAUGCCAUAUGUGCCGGCACCCAGUGAUGAGGGAUUUGACCUCAGCCAUGAAGGUGGCGAAUAUGAGGCUCUUCAAGGGCUAUCUCGCACCAUGGCAGACUUAUCAGGAUUCCACUAUGUGGGCCCUAGGACUCGACAUGAUCGCAUUGAGCUUCAAAACAACCAUUGGGAUAUGCAAAUGGACAAGUUUGUUAAUGCCUAUCUGGACUACCAAUCUCGUGAUUCAGGCGAUGGUAUGCCUUCA
Molecule: messenger RNA, 282 nt
Organism: Suillus fuscotomentosus
Lineage: Eukaryota; Fungi; Basidiomycota; Agaricomycetes; Boletales; Suillaceae
Exons: 2
Source: RefSeq, a predicted model, not a curated record